AUGGUAACACGUAUAAUAAAAAUAGGAGGUGCAUCAAUAACAGAUAAAAGUCAAUUUGAACAUGUUAAAUUAUCAAAUAUCGAUUUUAUCGUCGAUUUAUUUAAAAAUAAUUAUAAAAAUUUAAUUUUAAUUCAUGGUGCUGGUUCAUUUGGUCAUCAUCAAGCUAAAGAAUUCCGAUUAAAUGAAGGUUAUAUAACUACAGAUGAUUAUGAAAAAUGUCGAUUAGGUGUUUGUGAUACUCGUAGAUCAUUAGGACAUUUACAAAAAUAUUUAUUAGAUGCAUUUCUUCGUGCACAAAUACCAGUUGUUGGUAUAUCACCAUUUGAUUUUCUUAUAUCUGAUCAAUUUGAAUUAAUUGAUGAAACUUAUAAACAUCUUUGUCAACGUUUAGAAAUACUUCUUUCAAAUGGUUAUGUUCCACUUUUACAUGGUGAUGUUUUAUUAGAUAAAACAAAACAUUGGAGAAUAUUUAGUGGUGAUGAUCUUUUAUUAAAAUUAGCCGAACAUUUUCAUCCACGUCAAUGUAUUUUUUUAACAUCAGUACCAGGUAUUCUUCAAUCAAAUGGAAAUGUUAUAGAAGAAUUUUAUAUUGGUGAAAAUAAAGUUGAUGAACUUAAACAACAAUCGACAAGUAUUGAUGUAACAGGAUCAAUGCAGAAUAAAGUCAUGAUUGCUAGUGAUAUUGUUAAUAAAAUAGAUAAUUGUCAAGUAUUUAUUAUUCAAGGUGUUAGUGAAAAUGCAAGACAACUUUUAACAUCAUCAUCAAUGGAUGAUGAAGCAUUUAUUUUACAUGGAAGUACAAGAAUUUUGAAAAAAACUUGA
This is a messenger RNA of Adineta steineri, 822 nucleotides long. The record is from the annotation of a GenBank genome assembly. Lineage: Eukaryota; Metazoa; Rotifera; Eurotatoria; Adinetida; Adinetidae.